AUGGGCGUGACUCAUGAGAAAGACAUUGCUGCAAGCAGUAAUGAUGGCUCGCAAGACUCUUCUUCCUCAGAGGCCGCAACAUCGUCAUCGCACAACUCCAUCACCGAACAACACGAGGCCGACGAACCCUCUAAAGAAGAACUGGAAACCCUACGACGUGUAGGGAGCAAAGUGCCAAACUCUGCAUGGAUGGUGGCGACCUUCUCCGGGGCUGAGAGAUUCGCCUUCUACGCUAUGCAAUCACCUUUGCAAAAUUACAUACAGAAUCCAGCUGAAGACUUUGGAAGGCCAGGCGCUUUGGGUAUGGGCCAGUCGGCGGCUACUGCUCUCAAUUCCGCCCUCGAGUUGAUAUGCUACACUACGCCCGUACUGGCAGGCGUACUCGCGGACGGUCGUUGGGGUCCUUAUAAGACGCUUGUGGUCUCCUGCUGGUAA
Bacidia gigantensis is the source of this 435-nucleotide messenger RNA. RefSeq lists its product as uncharacterized. Lineage: Eukaryota; Fungi; Ascomycota; Lecanoromycetes; Lecanorales; Ramalinaceae. Bases 1 to 435 code for a protein of 144 amino acids. The record is from RefSeq and is a predicted model, not a curated record. The transcript is spliced from 2 exons.